This is a messenger RNA of Talaromyces atroroseus, 639 nucleotides long. RefSeq lists its product as hypothetical. The transcript is spliced from 2 exons. Lineage: Eukaryota; Fungi; Ascomycota; Eurotiomycetes; Eurotiales; Trichocomaceae. The coding region runs from base 1 to 639 and encodes 212 amino acids. The record is from RefSeq and is a predicted model, not a curated record.
AUGCCCGUCUACAAAGUCCACGGUUUCCAAUGGCCCCGAGGUGGCAUACCCAGCAUACGAGUCUUCAUUGUGCUGGAGAACCUGGACGACGCAGCCGCAGAAUACGUGCAACAAAAGAGAACCUCAAAUCUGAUUCUGAAUGCGCUGAAGAAAAACCAUCCACAGGCUGCUCAGUAUCUGCCCGAUCUGCAACUGAUUGAACAAUAUGACCCUCUAGACAUGACCGAUACGGCUGUCAGCCAGCCGUACGCCUUUGUUGCGGACAGCGUCACCAUGCUCCCGGAGACCGCGAGACCGGUGCAUGGACUAAGUGUGAGUAUCGAUCAGCAUCUGCUAGACGACGCUUUUUCGCCUGAAAGACGAGCCGCGCUCGCCGAGGUUCGUGAUGCCGUCGCUCCGGGCCAGAAGAUCGGUUGGUGGAUCGUUUACAACGGCGAUCCUGAGAGAUACUAUCCCGGAAUGGAGGACAACGACAAUCUAGAUGCCGAAGCAGCUGGUGAUGAUGUUGAUGUUAGUCAUAGUGAUAUUGCCAGCUUUCAAAGCUCGGAGACUGGGAAGUCGUCUCCUUUUGUUCCACCUGAAUCGCCCAAAACACCUGGUUUGAAAAAGAAGAGAUCAUUUUGGCGACGCAAAGCAUGA